UCGGGAUUGGAAUGUUACCGACUAACAAUCGGAACAACUGAGCACUCGGUAAUUGGACACUAGGAUCAAGGAAUCCCGUCUUUUUGAACAUUUUCUCAGCUAUUUACUCAGUCUGAGGCUCGCGUUUGUUUCCCCCCGUGCCGACCGGAUAACUUCGCCCGCUGCGUGGCUCCCCGCCGACCGGGUUUUUAUUCUAUAUCAGCGCGUAUGAGGGUAUGAGGGGAGGUUGUAAUAAAUAAGAAGAGAAAUGCAGGGAUUCGUCAGGUUACAGUUGCACCGCUGAGCUGCCCCUGCGCUACGACGCUUCUCCCCCCCCUCUCCACUGGUUUUCUUGCUCCUCUUCGCACGGGACCAUGGAGUGAUAAAAAGAGGGGGGAUCGGACGAAUUCACCCCGAAGCAUUUGGAUCCGAGCGCGGCGGCCACACCGACGGGGUUUUUUCUCCUUUGGUCAAUGUGUUACCGAGUUUAGCAUCCAAACCGGGGUAUACCUCUCCUUCUGGGAGAGCCUCGGGGACCCCUGCCGCUGUUCAGCCGUGGGGAGAGAGUUCCCAGACGGCUGUCGGACAGUUUUUUCCCCCCGUUUGAAUAUCCCUCAUACAGGCAGUCUGAAUGAGGGAGAGGAGAAGCGCCGGGGAACAGAGUCUCCGCAUGUGAUUUGUGUCCGAGAGGGUCCGGGCAGCACUGAGCUUUUUUAGGUGCACCCAAGCAGCCCCCCCACCCCCCCUCAAACUGUAGGCGCCGUGCGAUAUGGUGAAACUCUACAGAAGAGGGAGAACGGGACAAUACUUUUAAAAAUCGCCCACAUGCACUGGAUCAAUUGCUGGAUUUGGGAACCGAAUACGCAGAAGGGGGGUUGGGGAUCCUUGGAGGCUGCCGAAGGAUGGAGCGGUGUAGUCGGGGUUGGUGAGAGCCUAACUUCGGGCCACUUUACAUUUCUUAUUCCUAAACAACUCGCCCCUGUUCCCAGGACACAUGCAGGCCAAAAAACGCUACCUGAUCCUGCUCUCCGCCGGUGCAUGUCUGGUGCUUCUCUUCUACCUCGGAGGGGUUCAACUUCCAGCGGCGAGCAGGAGCCGGCAUGACCGCAGCCGGAACGGGUACCGGCCCGACCAGCCCUGGCCUCACUUCUCGGAUCCUUUACACCUUUUCCUGCCCUGGGAUCAGACGGACACCGAGGAGUACAACCUGCACAUAUCUCCGAGGCAGAAGAGGGACGUCAACACGAGUGUUUACAAAGGCAAGCGGUGCCGCAUGGAUUCAUGCUUUGAUUUCUCUCUGUGUCAAAAGAACGGAUUCAAAGUUUAUGUUUACCCGCAGCAGAAGGGGGAGAAGAUCUCCGAGAGUUAUCAGAAUAUUUUAGCGACCAUUGAGGGGUCCAGGUUUUACACCUCAGACCCCGGACAGGCGUGUCUGUUCAUCCUGAGUCUGGACACUCUGGACCGGGACCAGCUGUCCCCGCAAUACGUCCACAACCUGAAGACCAAGGUCCAGAACCUGCCUCUGUGGAACGACGGCAGGAACCACCUCAUAUUUAACUUGUACUCGGGGACGUGGCCGGACUAUACGGAAGACUUGGGCUUUGACAUCGGUCAGGCCAUGUUGGCCAAAGCCAGCAUCAGCACCGAGAACUUCAGGCCCAACUUCGACGUGUCCAUCCCCCUCUUCUCCAAAGAGCACCCGAGGACCGGCGGGGAGAGGGGGUACCUUAAGUACAACUCCAUCCCGCCUUUUAGAAAAUACAUGCUGGUGUUCAAGGGGAAGCGCUACCUGACGGGUAUCGGCUCGGACACCAGGAAUGCCUUACACCACGUCCACAACGCGGAGGACGUGGUGCUGCUCACCACCUGCAAGCACGGCAAAGACUGGCAGAAGCACAAGGACGCACGCUGUGAUAAGGACAACGCGGAGUAUGACAAGUAUGACUACAAGGAGAUGCUCCACAACUCCACCUUCUGUUUGGUGCCCCGCGGCAGACGACUGGGCUCCUUUCGCUUCCUUGAGGCGCUGCAGGCUGCAUGUGUGCCGGUGAUGCUGAGUAACGGCUGGGAGCUGCCUUUCUCCGAGAUCAUUGACUGGAACACAGCCGCAGUCAUCGGCGACGAGAGGCUCCUGCUGCAGAUUCCGACCACGGUGCGCUCCAUCCACCAGGAUAAGAUCCUGUCCCUCAGACAGCAGACUCAGUUCCUAUGGGAGGCCUACUUCUCCUCUGUGGAAAAGAUAGUGCUGACCACGCUGGAGAUCAUCCAGGACCGCGUGUUGGAGCACGGCUCCAGGAGCAGCCUGAUGUGGAACAGUCACCCUGGGGGACUCUUUGCCUUGCCGCAGUACUCCGGAUACCUGGGAGACUUCCCCUUCUACUACGCCACACUGGGUAUUAAACCAUACCCCAAGUUCACAGCGGUCAUCCAUGCCGUCUCUCCUCUGGUGUCCCAGUCCCAGCCCAUACUCAAGCUCCUGGUAGCUGUGGCCAAAUCCCAGUAUUGUGCACAGAUCAUUGUCCUGUGGAACUGUGACAAGCCUCUCCCUGCCAAGCACCGCUGGCCUGCCACUUCAGUGCCCGUCAUCGUCAUCGAGGGAGAAAAUAAGGUGAUGAGCAGUCGUUUCUUGCCCUACGAGACCAUAGUGACAGAUGCUGUUCUCAGCCUGGAUGAAGACACAGUGUUGUCCACCACAGAGGUGGACUUUGCCUUCACCGUCUGGCAGAGUUUUCCAGAGCGAAUCGUGGGGUACCCCGCCCGAAGCCACUUCUGGGACAGCAACAAGGAGCGUUGGGGUUACACAUCCAAAUGGACCAACGAUUAUUCAAUGGUGCUGACUGGAGCCGCCAUCUACCACAGGUAUUACCAUCACCUGUACACCAACUACUUACCCACAAGUCUGAAGAGCAUGGUGGACCAGCUGGCCAACUGCGAGGACAUCCUGAUGAACUUCCUGGUCUCUGCUGUCACCAAGCUGCCGCCCAUUAAGGUCACACAGAAGAAGCAGUACAAGGAGACUAUGAUGGGACAGUCUUCAAGGGCUUCCCGUUGGGCUGAUCCGGAUCACUUUGCCCAGCGGCAAACCUGCAUGAACAAGUUCGCCAGCUGGUUUGGCGCAAUGCCUCUGGUCCACUCCCAGAUGAGGCUGGACCCCGUCCUGUUUAAGGACCAGGUCUCCAUUCUCCGCAAGAAAUACAGGGACAUCGAGAGGCUCUGACAGGACCGGCGCCCCCUCGGGGGAGAUCCCACGCAGGGGGAGGCGCGAGAGAGAGACUCUGUGGAGAGUAGAAGGAGUAGUAGGACUACAGCAGGAUGGACAGGGAGCGACACAGCUCUGUCUUCCACUCAGCACAUUGCCAAUGACCACAGCACUGCUGUUGCCAGGACUUGACGCGGGAUGGGAUGAAUAGGAAACAAGCAGAUGGCGUUUGGAUAUGAAAAAAACGCAGAAAAACAGAAACCGCAAACACAGACAGACAAAGAGAGCUACACAAACUGAUGAACAUGCCAAACAGUACUGUAUGUUUUGCGAAUGUGCAAACACACAGCACACACUACUGACGACGAGUACUCUUGGAUAGAAUAUUUUUUUGUACAACAUGAAUAAGGACGACAUUGACUUUCCUGCUCUCUCGGCACACGUGCAGGACGGUAGAAGAGGGAAGGUGUCUGCGAUCGCACACCUGGCAAACCCACCCACCAUAAACCCUACUGGUCGCCCCUAGCAACCCUCCCCCAGUCUGGACAUCAGGACGUAAUACUGGACUCACUACAAAACCCCUGCUUAAUAGCCCAGGAAACCCUGUUCUUUAGUUGAUUUGAUUUCUGUACAAAUCAGCACUCUGGUAUCACUGUUGACCCUUUCUCCUCUCUGAGAGGUUUGAAAUAAGAGUGUCAUCAGUUUAUUAUUUUCAUUCUCAAGGCAGAAAAAGGUAGGCAGCAGAGUCCAAGCUUUUAUUACAGUGGCCUGACAAGGUUUUCCUAGCAAAAGCAGGAAUAAUUUUCCAGAAAUUCUUAGCUAUUGACACACAUCCUUGAGCCUGAAGUCUGAAACAUCCUGUCUGACGUAUCCUUGGCUCAUUCCUUGAUGUGCUGAUAUGGCUUUGAUAAUGGUCUAUCUGCUUCCCUGUUAUUACUAAGAUAAGUUAGAAAAACAUCUUGUUUCAUAUCCCAUUUUCCUCUCAUACUCACCACAGCAGUUGUACUUUUCUCAUCUUUUUUUUCACUUACUUUCAUCAUCUUUUACUUCCCCCUUCAAACUCUGUACUUUCACUGUUCCGCGUGUGUGUGCGUGUUUAUGUGUGCGUGCAUGUUGUGUGUACAGAGCCUUGAAAAGUUGGCUAUCCAACCAUAAGCUCAAGCGGAGUACAUUUUCCCUCCGUUGGAAUGAGCGAAAUGAACAUUUCUGGAUGAAAUGGAGCAGAACGUUGCAUUCAAACCCAAACUCGUUUCGCCCAUUUAUUUCUUCCUGCAUGGCCUCGGAGCAGUAUCCUUACAGGGAGAAAUGGAAUAAGAUUUCAAACCAUAGCUGGUCUUUAGCGACCAGCGUCAUUUCACAGGAGUGCUUGUAGAGAGAUUUUUAACGCUGAGCGCAUCAGUGCCAUUCUGACAUCAGGGUCUGCCUUUAAAAUUGUUUAUUGCACAUCACGUUGCCUACAUCAGUUUGAGAUGGCUAGACGCUCUCGUGUUGAAAUAUUCUAGUCAUCAGUCCGAUGUGGCUCUCCUGCCACCAUGAGAUAUUUUUUUUAUUUUUUCGUGACAUAUCAGAGGACCUCGGAGCCAUUAAAUUGACAAAAGGUUCUCUCCUCCAUUUGUCAGCCAGAGAUACGUUUGGGCUUCAAUUAGGUAAACCUAUUUCAUUUGGAGUGCUGUUUUAUUCCCAGGGGACAAGCUGUUGAUGAAACACUCUAACAUUAUGGACCAUUGUGUUGUGAAAGCAGUGACACACAUGACCUGCUGGCUAAUGCUAGCCUUGGGAAGGACAGCUCCACCCCCCCCCCAACAACACACCCUCACCCCUGCGUGUCAGUUACUUAUAAGAGCUGCUCACAUCGCUGUUGUAUCCACAUCAAACCGCCUGACAUUUUGCACCUUUAAUUACCUUAUUGGUAUUGGACCACCAGAUCAAAAUGUUAAAAUAACUAGCUAUCGCGCCAUUAAUUGAUCAUUUCGAAGAGAAAAUGGCUCUCUUGUAUCGGAACUGCUGCACAUUGUCAUUAGGUCAGCGUGCAGCAUGAGGCAGAGAGCACAGGCAGUCCACUCUCACAUUUAGUUCUCAAACACUUGAAUGAAAGCGGCAUGCUUUUAGUGGCCUUUCUGUCUGGCAGGCAUUCAGCCUAAUGUCUCAGCCAAAGCUGUUCAGUGUGUGUGUUAAUCAGUAGCUGUCAUCAACAUUGUCAAUAUCAGUGUCACACAUUCAAUGACUGUUUUACUUUAAGUUUAUUUUUUUCAUUGAUUUGUUUUCAUUUUCUUCUGGUUUAUGUUAAAAUGUAUUAUAAAGCCUUCACAGUGUCAACAAAGUUUAUGUUCAUGCUAUGUGUCAUAUCCAAGCGCAACCACAGCAAAGCUACUCUGUUUCAGCAUAUCAUAUCACCCAGCAGGACUAUCAUGGUUGUUGUUGUUGUUUUUCCUCACUUCAUUGUUUUGAAUAUCAUGUUUGUUUUUACAUUCUGCGACUUAAAGUUUGGAGUGUUAUUCAUUUGCCAGGAGAGAUUUAUGAUCUGUUUUGCGGAGUCACGACAGAAAAUGUUCACUCACAUCCCACACGUGAUUCUGGGAAAAACAUACUCCUCACUCGGUCUGCAUCUGGUCCGUAUUUCAUCUUCAGAGAACCAUAUUGUUUGAAUCCAUAUCAAGCCUUUUAUGUUUGAUCAUUUGAAUCACUGUUGUUGAUCAUCUCAAGAAAGCCCCCAGCAUUGCAAAUAUUUUACAAAAUCCUUGCAACUCCCAGCACUGUACAUAGGCAUAUAUUUAUUUUUUGAAGAAAAAAAAAGACUGCGUACAAUUUGAGAUGACGUGGUGAGAACAUAAGACUGAUGCUGCAUCGCUGAGGGGAGUUAAUGGUAUUUAUUCAGUUUAUUUUCUACACGCUGUGCACAUUAAUCCACAAAGAUGCCAAUAUACAGCUCAUAUUAUGUUUCAUUCUGCAUUGGUUUUCCUGGGAAACAUAUAUCACGCUCUGUCUCAUACAAAACUCCCCAAGAGAGAUAUAACAUUUUCAGAGUCGCAGUAGUAGAGUUUUAACUCUAAAAGAUUGCAUACACCGGUGAUCUAGAAUUGCAUUGGGCCGCACCAUCUUGGCUCUCCGCGGGAGUCAAAUUGCAAAGUCCCAAUAAAGACUAUGCCAACUGAAACAUGGAAAAUAAUAAGCAGCUGGGUCCCGUGUACCAGAUGGAAACAUUUUCAGAUUCUGCUGUAACAUCUUCCCCCCAUGCAUUACAAUAAUGGGUCUGAGGCUGCGACACAGUUGAGCUUAAAUUGACUAUUUCAAAGCUUGAAUUCAGGUCAGAUAACUUGGCAACAGAAACCCGCUCCAUCUUACAGUUGGCGUGCUGCACAUUGUAUCAACGAGUCCAGAGCUCAGUCCAGAGUGUGAUGGAUGUGAUUAAGGCCACCGGGAAAACCUCUGCAUCCGCUAAAAAAACACCUCCGUCACAUCAGUCGUUUGAUCGGUGGGGAGAAACAUUAUGCAAGUUAUCAUUGUGUGCUUCAAAACAGAUGGAAGAAGGUUUACCCAAAAUGUGCCAGGCAGUUAGUGUUUAUAGUGGCGGCGGCGGCGUGUGCUGGAAACUAGUCUGUUCUUGAUUUGUGCCUUUUUUUUAAAUCAACAUGCGAGUUCUUGACAUGCCGAGCACUGUCUGUCCGAGACUUGUUAUUUCCAGUAGACAGGGCGCCACAUGCAGGGCCCCAACAGCCCUACCUUCAUACACUGGAUGAGUCACAGCUUCCAUUCUCUUAUUAGAACAGCCCCUUUUCAUCUUUGUGUUUGGACACUGUUGCGAAAGGCGACAACGUAUGACCACUUCCUGUUUGGGAUUAUUUAUCAGUGAUUGGCUGUAUCACAUUACCAAUCAGCAGUAACGUCUGUUGAUCUGCAAGGACUCGGUCAAGCCCAGCUGUCCCGAUGCCUUCUCCUCCCUCCUACCUUGUAAUUAACAGAAGACUUUUAUAGAGGUCACAAAUGAAAUAGAAAUGCCAAUUUUGUAAGAAUGAUUUAUAAAAAAUAAACUCAUAUUUGAUGAUAAA
Dicentrarchus labrax (European seabass) is the source of this 7224-nucleotide messenger RNA. RefSeq names its product exostosin glycosyltransferase 1b (gene ext1b). NCBI's taxonomy places the organism in Eukaryota, Metazoa, Chordata, Actinopteri, Moronidae. Gene Ontology annotation, molecular function: glycosyltransferase activity. Gene Ontology annotation, cellular component: membrane. The coding region runs from base 974 to 3196 and encodes 740 amino acids. The transcript has 11 exons. The record is from RefSeq and is a predicted model, not a curated record.